AUGCAGCCGCGGCGAGGGUUUUCUGGUGUCCUCCUGGUCUCACUCCUUAUUCAUCUGCAUUGGUCACUGUGCUGGGUGGCUCCAGCAUCGAGGGCUUCAAGUAGCAACUGUCACAGGCUCACAAUCGUGUUGGUCACCUCACCUAUCCCCUCGCAUCCCUCCACGGAGUUGAUUGACCAGGUCAUCCAAAGCUUUGAUCUGGUAGAAGGCUUGGAGGCUUGUCCUCUGAUCAUUGUUGCGGAUGGGUUUCAGAUUCGUGAGGGCAAGCCCGCAUGGAACCAGGGUCGGAUCGAUGAAAGCUCUGGUGAUCGGUACUUGAGGUACAUCGAUGCUCUCAAGUCAAAGUACGAGUCAGCAGGCAGUGCAGAUGCCAGACGUGCGGUAAAGGUGAUUGGCCCUCUGACGAAGCGCGUCAACUUUGGGCAUGCUUUGCUCGCGGGCCUGUCCGAAGUGCGUACAGAAUUUGUUCUUGUAGUUCAACACGAUCGAGUGUUUGCUGAACCUUUUGCCAUGGACGAAGUGCUUCGCCUCUUCGACGCGCACCAUAAAAUCAGAUAUGUUGGAUUCCAGACGGUGCCUGACUACGUCACAUAUGCCGUGAGCAAGUACGGCGGCUGGGCACGCUGCAAGGUUUCAGACCAGACAACCGGCUUAAUUCCUUGUUUUAUUUGGUACGACUCGACCCAUGUCUGCCGAGCACAGGAUGUAGCGGCGCUCAUAGAGAAGGAGGUCAAGCCCGGAGAGUUCAUUGAGAGUUCAUUUGGCUGCAGGCUUCUGGCAAGCAUUCAGCAGAAGAAAGAUGAGUGGAGCUUCGCCUAUCACAUGGAGAACUACGGAGUGUUUCUCUACUACGAGCCCACGGUGCGCACGGAAGGCCCACUUGUCAGGCAUGUGAGUGGCCGAUCUUUCGUCUCACGUGAAGACCGCAUUAAGAUGGGCUGGCCAGCAGAGAGGCCUUCAGUUUCUCGGCGCAUCCGCCGAGAAAAUACAGCGAUCCUGGAUGUCUUGAGUUCGGAUGGUAGCAAAAGAGAAGCACCCCUGCAUCUUUUACGUGGAGACUCCGCAAGUUAUUGCUUGGUUCUUGCAAGCCAUCCAACAUGCCCAAACUGA
Molecule: messenger RNA, 1110 nt
Organism: Symbiodinium pilosum
Lineage: Eukaryota; Dinophyceae; Suessiales; Symbiodiniaceae
Source: the annotation of a GenBank genome assembly